CAUUUAAUCACGUCUAGCCCAAUAUGGAUACUUCCAGCAGCAAGACACCCGUCAAACUCGCAAAGGUAAGCAUCAGAUCAAUCAGGAGAUUAUUUGAAGGAGAUCGACAGACAGGUUGAGGGUAGAUGCGAGACGUAGAGAUGAAGGAUGUAUGGAAAGGGAAGAGGAGAUGAAAAAGAGAAAUCGACAGAUUAGUGGUACAGAUGUGAAUCUUGCGCACAUGGUAUACGGAGACGACACUCGAAUUGCGAACAUGACUUCGACCAACAAAAGCGAUGUAAAGGAAUGCUGCAUCAGAUGAAACGACUUCUAAAUUCUAAAGGAACAAGGAUAGACCUUACCCAUACUCGAAUGGUAACGAUACCUUUCAUCGCUCUACAUCUCUCUUCCUCGAUCGAAUCACCCGCAUCUGUUUCUUCGGUGCAAUCUCGUCGUGGAUUGGCAACUGUCACCGAUGCACCAAAGAAGACCCAUGGUGGCCUACGUGAUCAAGACAGAAUCUUCACCAAUGCAUACAUGAGACACGACCAUCUACUCAAAGGAGCAUUAAAGAGAGGAGAUUGGCACAAAACAAAAGAGAUCAUUCUUAAAGGACAUGAUUGGAUCAUCUCUCAGAUGAAGGCUUCCGGUAUGCGUGGUCGUGGUGGUGCUGGUUUCCCUUCUGGUUUGAAAUGGUCUUUCAUGUUGAAGCCUGGAUGGGAGAAAGAUACAAGACCGCGUUAUCUAGUCAUCAAUGCAGAUGAAGGUGAACCAGGAACAUGCAAAGAUCGUGAAAUCAUGCGUGGUGACCCACACAAAUUGAUCGAAGGUUGUUUGGUUGCCGGUCGUGCAAUGGGUGCAAAUGCUGCUUAUAUCUACGUUCGUGGUGAAUUCUACUUGGAAGUUGCUCAUUUGCAAGAAGCUGUUAAUGAAGCAUACAAGGCAGGUUUGAUCGGAAAGAAUGCAUGCGGAAGUGGAUAUGACUUUGACGUUUACGUUCACAAGGGUGCAGGUGCUUACAUUUGUGGUGAAGAGACUGCAUUGAUCGAAUCAUUGGAAGGCAAACAAGGAAAGCCACGUCUUAAGCCACCAUUCCCAGCUGAUGUUGGUUUGUUCGGUUGCCCAACUACUGUUGCCAAUGUGGAGACUGUCGCAGCCGCACCAACUAUCAUCCGUCGUGGUCCUGAAUGGUUCGCUGGCUUUGGUCGUGACAAGAACCAAGGAACGAAACUAUUCGCUAUCAGUGGACAUGUCAACAACCCAUGCGUUGUUGAAGAAGAGAUGGGUAUCCCAUUGAAGGAAUUGAUCGAAAGACAUUGCGGUGGUGUUAGAGGUGGAUGGGACAACCUAUUGGGUAUUGUUCCUGGAGGUUCAUCCGUCCCAAUUCUACCCAAGGACAGAUGUGAGACUGUUUUGAUGGACUUUGACUCUUUGAAAGAUGCACAAUCUUCUUUGGGAACAGGAGCAGUUAUUGUGAUGGACAAGAGUACAGAUGUGAUCAAAGCGAUUUCUAGAUUUGCUAAAUUCUACGCUCACGAAUCUUGCGGUCAAUGCACACCUUGCCGUGAAGGAACUACAUGGAUGAAGAAUAUGAUGUCGCGUAUGGAAGAAGGAAGAGCAGAUUGGCGUGAAAUUGAUCAAUUGUUGGAAAUCACCAAACAAGCUGAAGGUCACACGAUUUGUGCUUUGGCUGAUGCAGCUGCAUGGCCAAUUCAAGGUCUUUUGCGUCACUUCCGCCCUGAGAUUGAAGAACGUAUUGCACAAUACCAAGAGAAGAACGGAGCUGUUUUGUACGGUGGAAGAUUGGCAAAGGAUGUCAGACCUGAUCUAGCUUUGCCUCCCAACAUUGCUUCUCCGAUUUCAAGCAAGCAAUUGCCAUAAAAUCGUGAAGGUUUUCGUACUCUUGUUUUUAUCAUACAUCAUCUCUAGCAUAUAUCUCAGUAUUAUUUCUUUCAAGAUCAAUGACAUACUAUAUAAUCUCAAUGUGCCGAGUAUUUUUUUCCAUAAGCAUGAUGCAAAUUAAAGCGGUGAGUUGAUGAUUGCUGGUAUGUUAUACAUGUUUUAGGUGUUGUUCUAGAGCUGCUGUCUUUGUUCUUCUAGCUUUUUGACGAUGAGCAUGGAAGAGUCCAAGAAUCUGUAAAGAGGUAGAAGUCAGCAAAAUCGAUCUUUUGCAUUACUUUCAUUAUAAGGACACUCACCUAGCCACGCAAUUUGACAAGCAUGCUUCUUCUCCACGUCCGAAACGAGAUCCGAUCGAGCCUG
Meira miltonrushii is the source of this 2241-nucleotide messenger RNA. Its product is annotated as putative NADH2 dehydrogenase flavo protein 1. NCBI's taxonomy places the organism in Eukaryota, Fungi, Basidiomycota, Exobasidiomycetes, Exobasidiales, Brachybasidiaceae. The transcript has 2 exons. The record is from RefSeq and is a predicted model, not a curated record. Gene Ontology annotation, molecular function: FMN binding; NADH dehydrogenase (ubiquinone) activity; NAD binding. The coding region runs from base 286 to 1860 and encodes 524 amino acids.